Molecule: messenger RNA, 1094 nt
Organism: Limulus polyphemus (Atlantic horseshoe crab)
Lineage: Eukaryota; Metazoa; Arthropoda; Merostomata; Xiphosura; Limulidae
Product: protein jagged-1b-like
Exons: 7
Molecular function (GO): calcium ion binding
Source: RefSeq, a predicted model, not a curated record
UUACAUUUUCAAACAUUUCUGAUCAAUGCUCCUAUGGAUCAUUUUGUACUCCACCAAACAUAUGCGUAUCAGGUGAUAAAUUUCAUUGCAAAUGUCAGAAAGGAUAUUCAUCUGUUUACAUAAAGAAGUAUUCUAAUAUAGGAACAGAGGACAUCUGUGUUGAUAUUGACGAAUGUACAGAUAAAAACCUGAAUGAGUGUGAAAACAGCACCAUAUGUACAAAUCUUCCUGGAGAGUAUAAGUGUAAAUGUAAAGAAAACUUCAAACAUGUUGAGAAUAAUGAUAAGAAAUGCAUUGAAAUGUGUGAAGAUAACCCAUGUGGUGGACGAGGGGAAUGUAAGACAUUGAAAAAUGAUUUCUUUUGCAAAUGUAAGGAAGGUUACAGUGGACGUUUGUGUGAUACAAAAGAUGAGAUUCUUAAAAGUGCCAAAAUGAAAACUAUUAUUGUGGGUGCAGUUCUUGGAUCGAUUCUCUUACUUGUUAUUAUUAUUGCUGGAGUUUCAAUAUCCAAGCUAAAAAGUAAAAAGAAGGUCCAUAAUGAUGAUCACUAUUUAGAAGAACUUCCUUCUCAAAACCAAGAUAGGACUGGAAUGAAGGCUGCCUAUGAUAAUCCUGCUAUGAAAAGAAAUUAGAUAUUGUAAAUAUAUCAGUUUUUAAUUUGAUGAAAGAAUCAUUCAAAUACAUACGUAUAUAUUAUUUUGAUUAACUAAAUUUUUGAUACUGUAGGUAGUGGCCAUAUAUCAAGUUUAUCACAUUUUAGCCAUAUUUGGUUCAUUACAAAUAUUCAUAUUGAAUCUGUUUGAAAAACUUUUAAAUGCCACGAUUUUGAUGAAAGCCAUUUUAAUUUGUACACAUUAAGAGUUGUACUAGUCAAGAUUAUUUUCAAUUAUAUUUGUAGAGCCAGUAAAGUGUUUACAAAGAUAUUUGCCUUACAUUUAUUAAAUCAUGAUGAAUAUCUCGUAUGUUUUGAUUAUAACCAUUUUCAUUUUUAAAUGUAAAGAAAAAAUUGUACUGAUUAAGUUCAAUUUUGAUAACUAUUUUGUAGAGUUGAUGAAAAGUUUCUACUACUGUUAAAUAAACAAUUUGUAAAAUUC